Molecule: messenger RNA, 1068 nt
Organism: Stylonychia lemnae
Lineage: Eukaryota; Ciliophora; Spirotrichea; Sporadotrichida; Oxytrichidae
Source: the annotation of a GenBank genome assembly
AUGACUCACCAAGUUACUAUUAAUAGCCAAUAAAAUAAAAGGAUUUCAAUUAGUGAUAAGACUAUUUCAAACUAAAACUCUGAGAUAGACGAUAAUGAAUAGCUUAACCUUGAAGGCAAUGGAGAUGAUGAUGAAGUUAGUGAGAUACCUUAAUUCCCUCCCUACCUAAAUUUCCAAUCUAAUCCAGCUAAUAAGAGCGUUCCUUAGCAGGCUCAACUAAUAAAAAUAAAGGAAGACCAAAAAGAAGUAAUUGAUUAAAAUAAAAUAAAUUGCCUUGAUAAAAUUUAAUAGCAUCAAAAUGAUUCAGUUAUCCAAUUAAAAAGUUUAAUUAAAACUAAAUAAGAAGAACCUAAGUAUAUAGAACAAUAAAAAAAUACAACUAUCUUGCAAACUGAUAACCUUUCCAAUAAAAAUAAUUCUUAAUAAUCUUGUCAAAACCAAGAAAUUUAGGAUAAUCAAAUUCAAGAAACUAUAAUCAGCGAAAUACCUCAAUCGAAAUAAGAUAAUACAAACUAAAUUCCAGAUUUGAUUGAUCAUUUGAAGUAAAGUAUACAAAAUCAAAAUGUUAAUAUGAACCAAAUUUGUGAAUUUCCAACUGAUAAGAUUAUAAAUAAACGAAACAGGAAAUAGAUUCAAAAACUUCAGCAACAGUAUUCAAAGAAUUAAGCAAAUCUUCACCAAAAUGAUCAAAAUAAUUAAUACCCAAAGCCUACCAAACUUGGCAAAAAUUAGAGAGUGUGUUUUUAGCCUACCUAAUUGAUGGAAACUCAAUCUAAAUAGGCUACUUAAAAUUUAAGUGUACCUAUAAAUACAAAUUAAUUACUAAUUUAAAAUAACUUCGAAACAGCAUAGAAUAUAGUAUAAAUCCAAAACAACACGAAGGAAUUUUCACCUAGAUACUCUUCACAAGGGAUGCAAAAAGACCAUGCUUUAAAUGUACAAUAGAAGGCUGUGAUUUUAAACUAAUUUUCAACAAUAAUCUGGGCAAUCAAGGCUAGACUCAAGAUAGCUUUCUAUAGCACAAUCAUGAAAUUUACUCUCAUUUAUACGAUGAAGCACUCUAAGUGA